Molecule: messenger RNA, 2130 nt
Organism: Plasmodium inui San Antonio 1
Lineage: Eukaryota; Apicomplexa; Aconoidasida; Haemosporida; Plasmodiidae
Exons: 1
Coding region: 1-2130 (709 amino acids)
Biological process (GO): regulation of DNA double-strand break processing
Cellular component (GO): site of double-strand break; nucleus
Molecular function (GO): protein binding
Source: RefSeq, a predicted model, not a curated record
AUGAGGGAGGACGACGGGGGGAAAAACCCUAACGGAAGGUCAGCCGACUUGAGCAGCCAAAAUGACGACGUUGUAGGGGAUGACGAGUACCCCGAGGAAUUUUCCGAGUCAGGCGAAUCCAAUGAGUUUUUAGAAGGGAGCGGGGGGGGAAGCGGCGAUGGAAGCGGAGGAGACAGCGACGAAGGAAGGGGAGAACGUGCAGAUCGCGGAAAGCAGGGAGAGGGCCCAUGCGCGAGUAGCCUGCAACCCGAGAAGGAAGCAGAACUCCAAUUUGCUAAAAUGAAAGAAGAGGUCCUGCCUGUGCACAAGAAAAAUAUAAGCGGACUAAAGACAGUACGAAAGGGAAGUAGCCUCAUACUGACCGGCAAUGACAACUGCAUCCGCAUAUAUGAAUUUCAGAGUAUGAACAAGGCGGAAAAAAGCUGUUCCAAACUUAUCACCUUAGCAGAAGGAUCCAUCAUUCAGUCAGUGGAUGCGACUAGUAACCUGAUCUUGGUAGCGAAUGGAAAUAAAUCAUAUGUGUAUGACCGGACAGGGAAAAUAGUGAAAAAUACGAUCAGGGGAGAUAUGUACAUUACCGAUGUUAAUAAAACCAAAGGACACACGAGAAGUGUUAACUGUUGUCGAUUCCAUCCCUGCAAUGAAAACAUCUUCGUAAGUGGAAGCUUAGAUAGUACCGUUAGAAUUUGGAACUUGGAGAAAAACAAUUGUUACGGGAUUGACAAAGAACUAGUGCACCAUCAAUGUAUGAAGGUGGUGAAUGAAAGGAACAUGAUUCAAAACAAUGUCCUAUGCUGUCAGUUUGUCCGGGAUGGAAAUUCCAUCAUCUUGGGGUGUGAAAACGGACAGAUAGAAGUCAGAAAUAAAAUAUCGAAUGAUUAUAUGUAUAGCCCCAAACCUAAGCAACACAUCAGGAGAGACAUUUCCCAUUCCGAUUCCAUUGUCGACAUUUUGACAUGCAGAAAGCGGGAUCACUUUUUUUUUACCAGGAGCUUAGAUAACAGCGUUAAGUAUUGGGAUAGGAGGAAUCUACAAAGGUGCGUUAAAACCAUUGAAUUCGUUCCGACCAUUUUUAAAAAUAGCAACAUGUCUUUGUGUGGGAGUGAUGAGCGAUACCUCGUGCUGGGAACACAAGAAAGGAAAGAAGUGGUAAUAGAUGAGGUGCCUAUAAAUGAGGGUGCCAUAGGAGACCGAGGGGGGGGGAGUACCCCUCACGGAAAAAAUUACAUACCCCAGGAACUGAAAAGGAAGGGAGCCGACUCAUAUGCCAACAACUAUGUGAAGGUCUACCAGGGGGAUGAAGACAUGGAGCAAUUUCUAAACGAAGUUGCUGCUUCGAACAAAACGGAAAAGUUCAUACAAGGUGCACUAAAGAUUUACGACACAUACGGGGAGGUCUUCGAUUUGGUACAUGAGAGGCGGUACGAAGAGGAAGGGAUCAUAUGCACGCAUUUUAAUGACCACAUAAAUCAGCUCUUUUUGGGCACCACGGAUGGAAACUGUGUCGUAUAUUACGAUGACAGUGAUGACGACCAACGCAGGGGUGCUGACGAGCGCAGCGCCGAGGUGCCUAUGGGAAGGAAAAAAAAAGGAGGCGUCCUGGAGUACUUAUGCAAAGGCGUAAAACGGAAACAAGAAAAUGCCUCCUUUUACACCAACUGUGAACACAUAUAUAAUUUGGAUAAUCUGCCGAAGGAAAUCACAAUAACUGACGAUGGAAAUGUACUUAUAAAGAAGGACGUGCUUAAUGCUAAGGUUAAAAUGAACCCCAAACUGAGCUCCUUCACAGCAAAUGCAUAUGAGAAGAAGAGGCAAGUCGGGAUGUAUUCUAAAUAUAUAGUAGAUUCCAAGCCUAGUAGGAAGAACUCGCCCAUCAACCAAACCAACAAGGAGAAUGAGUAUGAAGAAGAAGACAUCGUCGAAAAUUUGCGAAAAAGAGAACAGAGAAAACAAGGGGAGGACUAUUUUAUGAAUGUCUACAAGUAUACGCAGCCGCGUGCCAUAAUUGAUUACUCCUCUGGCGAGGAGCAAGAGUACUCGGAGCUUCUGAAGAAACCCAAGUGCCCCCAGUGCGGGGUUAAGAACUGCGUCUGCGGGUUUAUGCGCUCGGGGAGGAAGCGCGGUCGCUGA